GAGGAGUCGCAGCUCUCGCCAGGUUACAGGGGUAAUCGGGGCCAGUGGCCCAGAGCUUUCGGGCCAGCUCUCACCGCCAGGGCUAGCAACGAGCAGGGAUAGGCAGCAAUGGAGGGGAGCCCCAUACCGGUGCUGACGGUGCAAACCGCGCCCUACGAGGACCAGAAGCCGACGGGGGGCGGGGGGCUGCGCCGACCCACCGGCCUCUUCGAGAGCCAACGCAACUACCUGCCCAACUUCGUGCAGAGCGUGCUGUCGUCCAUCGAUCUCCGAGACCGCCAGGGCUGCACCAUGGUGGUGGGCAGCGACGGCAGGUACUUCAGCAAGGCGGCCACCGAGAUCGUGGUCCAGAUGGCCGCGGCCAAUGGGAUCGGUCGGCUGAUCAUUGGCCAGAAUGGCAUUUUGUCCACGCCUGCGGUUUCGUGUAUUAUCAGGAAGAUCAAAGCAGCUGGUGGAAUCAUUCUUACUGCCAGUCAUUGCCCUGGAGGACCAGGAGGAGAGUUUGGAGUCAAGUUUAAUGUUUCUAAUGGAGGUCCUGCACCAGAUAUAGUUUCAGAUAAGAUCUACCAGAUCAGCAGAACAAUUGAGGAGUAUGCCAUCUGUCCGGAUCUCCGAAUUGACUUAUCUCGACUAGGAAGACAAGAAUUUGAUUUGGAGAACAAAUUCAAACCCUUCAGAGUGGAGAUAGUGGAUCCAGUGGACAUCUAUCUCAACCUCCUUCGGACCAUCUUUGACUUUAACACCAUUAAGAGUUUGCUGACUGGACCCAAUCAACUUAAGAUCCGGGUGGAUGCUAUGCAUGGAGUUAUGGGACCCUAUGUAAGGAAAAUCCUGUGUGAUGAGCUAGGUGCCCCAGCAAAUUCUGCAAUAAACUGUGUUCCUUUGGAAGAUUUUGGAGGACAGCACCCUGACCCAAACCUAACAUAUGCAACCACCCUUCUGGAGGCAAUGAAAGGGGGAGAAUAUGGUUUUGGAGCUGCGUUUGAUGCUGAUGGGGACCGUUACAUGAUCCUAGGCCAAAAUGGCUUCUUUGUGAGUCCUUCUGAUUCACUGGCCAUCAUUGCUGCCAACCUCCCUUGCAUUCCACAUUUUCGUCAGAUGGGAGUUCGAGGAUUUGGGAGGAGUAUGCCAACCAGCACAGCCUUGGAUAGGGUGGCCAAAUCACUGAAAGUCCCUGUAUAUGAGACCCCAGCAGGUUGGAGAUUCUUCUCUAAUUUGAUGGACUCAGGAAGGUGUUCUCUGUGUGGGGAAGAGAGUUUUGGUACAGGUUCUGAUCACCUUCGUGAAAAGGAUGGACUUUGGGCGGUCUUGGUCUGGCUUUCAAUCAUUGCGGCCCGAAAACAGAGUGUGGAGGAAAUUGUUCGAGACCACUGGGCCAAAUUUGGUCGCCACUACUACUGCAGGUUUGAUUACGAGGGACUAGAGCCAAAAAUGACAUAUUACAUCAUGCGAGACCUGGAGGCCUUGAUCACUGACAAGUCAUUCACUGGCCAGCAGUUUGCUGUGGGGAGUCAUGUCUACAGUGUGGAAAAAACAGACAGCUUUGAAUAUGUGGACCCUGUGGAUGGCACUGUGACCAAAAAACAGGGACUCCGGAUCAUUUUCUCGAAUGCCUCCAGGCUGAUAUUUAGGCUUAGUUCAUCCAGCGGCAUGAGAGCUACAAUCAGGAUCUAUGCAGAAAGCUAUGAGAAGGACCCAAGCAAUCAUGAUAGGGAACCACAGGCUGUGCUGAGUCCUCUCAUAGCCAUUGCCUUGAAAAUUUCCCAGAUCCAUGAGAGAACUGGCCGUCGGGGCCCCACUGUCAUCACCUGAACGCUGAUCCAGGGCCACAAGACAGCAUCAGGAGGGAGAGCUGCCUUUGCUGAUGCCUUCUUGCUACCUGUUUGUGCCUUAUAUGACUUUGAAAUGGUGUUUUGUUGUUGGGGGGAGGUGGGUGGGAAAAGAAGACUUCAAUUUCAUUUCAGCCUUAGCCAGCUGCAUUGGCUUAACAAUGCAAUUGUGUAUUUAGUAGUCUGUUAAAGCUGCAAUAUCUUUUAGAUCUUCCCUCAUAAGUAACUCACAAUCAAGAAUUAAACUUCCUUCCUCUCCAUCCCUAGAUCUCAAUAGUCACAAAGAGAAAAGAGGUGAGGUAAGAAACAGUUGAGUGCCCUGUUUGUCUUAUACUAGAUCAACAUGACAAAAGGUUCAGAAUUUAGGAGAGAAAGUAAAGGCAGUGUCAGUGUGGAGGGUGCUAGAUGAAUUUAAAGACCACAGACAGCUGUGGACAACUCAGAAGUAGGUACCCAAGGCAACUGGAGCUCAAUAGUUUGUAGGAGGAUUCCAGUGUCUACAGCAGAUGAGAUUCCAAUGUGACUCUCCCCAGCAGACCCCAUUGAUCACCAGCUGCCCACUCCCAGCAGUCCUUCUCUUCCUGUCUUCUUUUCGAUUCCCCACCAAAGCUUCCUCUAAAAACACACUUGCACUCUUCCAACAGUACAUAUCAAUGGGAUAUUUCUCCCCCAUUUGCUUUCUAAAGAUUGGUAUUUCAACCAAAAUGCUGGUUUCUUUAAACUUACGAAUCUGUCAUUCAUUGGCCAUGUAGGGAAACUAUUCAUUGGGAAAACCUUAUGGGAAUGGUUAUUUUUAAUUCUCCCAAACCUUGAACAUGUCCCACAUGUUUAGCACAGAAUCACAGGACACAUGUGUUUGUAUUGAUUCAUCCUGAAAGGUCAAAAUCCCCCAAGGUCCACUAUCUUGAUGCUGAACAGUGUAUACCUUCUUACACAAAAGAGGGCAUUUGUCUGUGCAUUGGUCUCACCUUCUCCUUGAUAGGAGCCAACAGGAACUAAGGUGUGAUUUGGAUGCUGGGAGGGACACUUGAUUCAUUUGUAGACCUUGGGAUGGAAGAAGAGCCAGGAGAUCCUCAUAAGAAUGAGGAAAAAAGAUGGACACAUCUUGCUUUCUUCACUGGGGAAAGGAUACUGCAGCUGUAGUGACAUGGCUCUGUACUCCACAAGAAACACAAACACGUUGUGCAUGAGACUUGUUUGCAUAUGUUUAGUUCCUUGGGAACAACACACUCCCUCAUCAGCUCACUCAUUGAGAUAGCCUGGUAUAGUCAUCUGUUUGGCAGAACCUUGUGGCUAUGGUCAAGGUGAGCCCAAUUGGGAAAAUGUCCCCAGGAAGUAAAAAUUUUCCUGUUUUCUAUCUAUGCUUCUGUCAAAAAUCGCAAUGACAUUUAGUAGUUAAUAAAAAAAUGGAAUGCUGUAUUUCAGUCUA
Molecule: messenger RNA, 3258 nt
Organism: Vombatus ursinus (common wombat)
Lineage: Eukaryota; Metazoa; Chordata; Mammalia; Diprotodontia; Vombatidae
Gene: PGM5
Product: phosphoglucomutase 5
Exons: 11
Coding region: 109-1812 (567 amino acids)
Biological process (GO): myofibril assembly; striated muscle tissue development; carbohydrate metabolic process
Cellular component (GO): cytosol; sarcolemma; adherens junction
Molecular function (GO): phosphoglucomutase activity; magnesium ion binding
Source: RefSeq, a predicted model, not a curated record